Pogona vitticeps (central bearded dragon) is the source of this 4653-nucleotide messenger RNA. The record is from RefSeq and is a predicted model, not a curated record. NCBI's taxonomy places the organism in Eukaryota, Metazoa, Chordata, Lepidosauria, Squamata, Agamidae.
GCUCCAAUGUGCUUCUACGUUCAUUUCCACUCCUUUGCUGAAUUCUUCCUUACGGGUCACUUUUCUUUGGAUAAACCAAAUGUCGUUUUUACAGUAACUGAGUGUCUCAGUAGUAGGGAGGAGGCAGGGGGGAGAUACAGAAGAAGAAGAAGAAGAAGAAGGAAAAGUUAGGGAAGAGAGAGAAAGAAAGAAAGAGAGGAUGCUGAAUAUCAAAGGAGCCUGCUGAACAAAUACUGAAAGAAAGAAAGAAAGAAGCAAGCUACUGCACUGUUGCUCUAUUAGCUUUUAUUUUCACAGUUAUCUCUGGUAGUGAAAGCUGGAAAUGAAAGACAUGGAUUUUGAAGAUGAAGCCUCCAAAAGAUAUUGCAUGAAAGGGAAACAUGUGGCUAUCAUCUGUGGUGUGAUUGCUGCUGUAGGACUGGUUUUGGGACUGGGGCUGGGGCUGGGAUUAAAACCACAGCCCUGCAAUGUUCCAGAAGACAAUGGCCAGGGGCCUACCCAGCCACCCACCAGCCCUCCACCUGAAGACGUGAAUGCUUGCCCAGCUCAAAAUGAUGAAACCAGUGGAGACUGGACAAAUUUCAAACUGCCCACCCAUUUUUACCCAAAUCAUUACGACUUGGAGCUGAUGCCAGAGAUGGCCGAAGAUCGGUAUAACGGAACAGUCACUAUCUCCAUCAUGGCAGAGCAGACCACCCGGCACAUCUGGCUCCACCUCAGAGAGACAAAGAUCACAGAGAUGCCCCUUCUCAAGACGUCCGCAGGCCAGUCAGUUUUUCUUACACGUUGCUUUGAGUACAAACCACAGGAAUAUGUGGUGGUUGAGGCCCAAGAACCACUAGCGCCCGACACUUAUCUCCUGACUAUGAAGUUUCAAGGCCAAUUAAAUGGUUCCCUGGUUGGAUUUUACAGAACAACCUAUGUGGAAGAUGGAAUAACCAAGAGCAUAGCAGCCACCGAUCAUGAGCCAACAGAUGCCCGAAAAUCAUUCCCCUGUUUUGAUGAACCUAACAAAAAGGCAACUUAUAAAAUAUCUAUUACCCAUGAAGACUCAUACAAAGCUUUGUCAAACAUGCCAGUGGAGGAAACAAUUGCAUUGGGUAAUGGUUGGAACCGGACAACAUUCCAUACUUCUGUCCCCAUGAGCACUUACUUGGUGUGCUGGGCUGUGCACCAGUUUGAUUUUAUACCGAGGGUUUCUUCUCGAGGAAUUCCUCUCCGUAUUUAUGCCCAGCCGAAACAGAUCCACACCGCUGAGUAUGCAGCAAAUGUAACGAAAGUGAUCUUUGAUUUUUUUGAAGAUUAUUUCAACAUGAACUAUUCUCUUCCCAAACUGGACAAAAUAGCCAUUCCAGAUUUUGGCACCGGUGCCAUGGAGAACUGGGGGCUGAUCACUUACAGAGAAACUAAUCUCCUUUAUGAUCCACAAGAAUCUGCUGCUUCUAACAAGCAAAGAGUAGCAGCUGUAGUUGCCCAUGAACUUGUUCACCAGUGGUUUGGAAAUAUUGUGACCAUGGAUUGGUGGGAUGAUCUGUGGCUCAAUGAAGGAUUCGCCAGUUUCUUUGAGUUUCUUGGUGUAAAUGCUACAGAAGGGGAUUGGCAAAUGCUGGACCAAAUCUUAAUUGAGGACUUGUUCCCUGUGAUGAAGGAAGACUCAUUGGUCUCUUCCCACCCUAUUGUAGUGGAUGUGUCUACUCCCGAUGAGAUUACUUCUGUGUUUGAUAGUGUAUCCUACAGCAAGGGAGCCUCAAUCCUCCGAAUGCUUGAAGACUGGAUCUCACCAGAAAAAUUCAAAGCUGGAUGUCAGAAAUACCUGGAAUACUAUAAGUUUAAAAAUGCAAAAACUGAUGAUUUCUGGAAAGCAAUGGAAGAGGUGAGUGGUGAGUCAGUCAAAGAAGUAAUGGACACCUGGACGAGACAGAUGGGAUACCCUGUGCUGGAUGUGCAUUCGAACUUAACAAUCACACAGAGGCGUUUUCUCCUAGAUCCCAAUGCAGACCUUUCUCAGCCACCUUCAGUGUUCAGUUACAGGUGGACUAUUCCAGUGAAAUGGAAUAGGGGUGAAAUAACUCGUACACAACUCUACAAUAAAUCAGUAUCUGCAGGCAUUACAAUUACACCGCCCAGUGAUCCUGCUGCCAGUUCCUUCUUGAAAGUGAACCAGAAUCACGUUGGGUUUUAUUCUGUCAAUUACGAAACACAAGUCUGGGAUGACUUGGUCCAUAUUAUGGUGAACAGCCCCCAGAAUUUCAGUCAGGCUGACCGUGCUGGCUUCAUUGAGGAUGCUUUCUCCCUGGCUAGGGCCAGACUUCUGAGAUAUUCUUAUGCCUUGAACUUAACAAAAUAUCUGGAAAAGGAGGAAGAAUAUAUACCAUGGCAAAGAGCUAUAGUAGCUGUAUCUUAUAUCGGAGACAUGCUUCAGGAUGAUAACGCACUCUAUCCAAAAUUUCAGGAAUAUUUCCGCACCUUGGUCAAACCCAUAGCUGAGAAGUUGGGAUGGAAUAACGAUGGAGGCCAUAUCGAUAGUCUCCUUCGUACAACAGUUCUAGACUUUGCAUGUGACAUGAAUGAUCCAGAAGCUUUGGAUAAUGCAACUCGUUUAUUCAAUAAUUGGCUAAAUGGAGCAAGUCUAGAUGUAAAUCUUCGCCUCUUGGUGUAUCGCUAUGGGAUGCAGAACUCUGGAAAUGAAGAAGCCUGGAAUUAUAUGUUCGAGAAGUACAAAAAUACACAAUUAGCUCAAGAAAAGGAGAAGUUGUUAUAUGGCCUGGCAUCAGUGAAAAAUAUUACCCUAUUGGACAGGUAUAUACAGUGUGUCUACAACACAAGCCUCAUUAGGUCUCAAGAUGUGUUCACUGUCUUGAGAUAUAUCUCUUACAACCCCUAUGGCAAAACGAUGGUUUGGGACUGGGUGCGACUCAACUGGGAAUAUUUAGUUAACAGAUUUACUCUUAACGAUAGAAACCUUGGGCGCCUCGUGGCAAGGAUAACAGGCACGUUCAACACAGAGCUCCAGCUUUGGCAGAUGGAAGAGUUCUUUGCAAAGUAUCCUGAUGCUGGGGCUGGAGCAGCAUCUCGGAAACAGGCUCUUGAAACUCUGCGGAGCAAUAUUGAGUGGCUAAAACAACACAGAGAGGAAAUAGCAGCAUGGCUUGGGAGUUAAGAUUGAUCACACCUUGCACAACUGUAUGGACUUAUCGUUCUUCCAUAUAAACUCUUAGGACUUUAUUUUCAAAACACAACAAAAUGGGGAUUUGUAGAAAUCUUAUUUUCAAAUCCUGACAAAGCUGUCAAUAUUGGAAUACAUAAUUUAUUGAAAUGGAUGUUCAGAUUUACCGGAUGCCAACUCUAGAUCUUGUCUUAUCUCCUAAAACACAUGUUCUCGUUUAAAGCAGGACUGCUUAUAAUGUACAUAAUUCUUAUUGCACAGUCAAUUACAGGACCUUAGUCUUUCUGCACCACUGGUGUGUAUCUGUUCAUCGCAUACACACCUUUGAAAGUAAGACCUUUGUACAAAAAUCAUAUUUUUCCAUGUAUUCAGAAUCUCCUUCCCAACAUAUAUCAUUCCAAUCCAUUCCAAGCUAGAAUUUUUGUCUCCGACGCCAUGAGAGAAAAUAAAAUUGAAAAUAUCUUCUCAAAAGGAUUGAAAAGGGGAAGAAAAGCACCAAACAUCACUUUGUAAAACGAUCCUCAUGCAUAUAUUAUCUUCCAUUGUACGUAGAGCAUACUGAUGACUUCCAUUGUUUUGUUAAACUAUCAUGCUGCUGAAAAGACAUUGUAAAGCAUAGCAGAGUGUCCUCGGAGAGCAUGAGUUUAGUGGAAGAAUAUAUGCUUUGUGUAUGCAAUAUUCCAUGCUGAUGAAUCAUAAGGUCAGACUACACACACCCCUACCACAUUUUAUGCAGAUAUGCUCCCCCAAGUGGAAAAGGGCAUCUGUUUGUCAUAUCACCCUGAUUUUCUUUGUCUGCUUAUGUUGUAUUUUGUGUUCUUUGUUUUGUGAUUGGCCAUUGGAAGGCAAACAUGGUCUUGAUUUACAAGUGUGAUUGCUGAGGAUAAUCUACUCUGAAAGAGAAAACACAUUCAGUAAGGAAAAUCUACUCUGAAAGAGAAAACACAUUCCUCUUAAUAGCAUUGAUUAACUCUCAGGGGUUUUUUUUUUGUGUGUGUGUGUUUUUAAGGUGGUAGCAAGACUUAGGCAUUCCUUUGUUUGGGAAGGCCUUUGCCAGAAAGACUACCAGAAGUCAGAAUCAAUAUUAUUGAAGUAAACAAAGCAGUGGUACAGCUCAGUAUAGGGCAGAUUUGUGGUUUCACCUAUAGUGAAGGGAUCAUGCUUGGAGAAACCAGUAGAUGUGGUAGGGAAAUUUAGCUGUCAAGAUACUUUUACUACACCUUGCCUCAACCGUGUCCAGCAUAGCCGGGUAAUAACACCCAAAGUACCUGGAGAGGGCCAGAGGUUUCCCAUCUUUGGGAUGAUAGGUGUGACUGGUAUAGGUAAAUAUGCAAAUUUACCCAAAUGUCAGGUGCAGAUACGUGGCUUUCUUUCAUCUGCAAUGUUUCUAAGCACUUACUUCAAAGUCACAUGGACUUAUCAGUCACUAUCUGAAUGCUACCCCCAAAACCAGCCUUUCUGUUGCAUACGGUUUUCCUUGUGCUGGC